AUGGCAUGGGAAUGUGGUUCGACAACUGGUCGAGUUGUAGCCGGUGGAAACGGACAAGGAAACCGUGCUGAUCAAUUGAACUAUCCACGAGAUGUGAUUGUCGAUCGAGCAAGAGAUUCUCUCAUCAUUUGUGAUAAUCAAAACAAAAGAGUAGUUCGAUGGCCUCGAAAAAAUAGUACAAGUGGAGAGACGAUCAUCACUAAUGUGGAAUGUUGGGGCUUGACCAUGGACGACAACGGAUUUCUCUAUGUUGUUGAUUAUGAUAAACAUGAGGUGAGACGAUAUGGAAUCGAAGACACUCAAGGAGCAGUGGUAGCGGGUGGAAACGGACAGGGCAAUCAUCUCGAUCAGUUGAACAAUCCAAGAUACGUCUUUGUCAACCGAGAUCAUACCGUGUAUGUAUCGGAUUUGAGCAAUCAUCGUGUGAUGAAGUGGAUGGAAGGUGCAAAACAAGGGAUUGUUGUAGCUGGUGGUCAAGGUCAAGGAAGUGCUCUCACACAGUUAUCAUAUCCUGAUGGAAUGGUUGUUGAUGAGUCAGGUACUGUGUAUGUCUCUGAUUGCGGUAAUUGUCGAAUCAUGCGUUGGCCUGAAGGCACUACACAAGGAAGUAUCAUCGCUGGUGGAAAUGGUCUAGGAGAUCAAGCCAAUCAACUCAAUCUUCCCACCGGUUUGUCGUCUGAUCGACAGGGUAAUCUCUAUGUGAGUGAUCAUCAUAAUCAUCGAGUACAGAAGUUCAACAUCGAUCAAAGUGAAUGA
Messenger RNA from Rotaria sp. Silwood1, 756 nucleotides. NCBI's taxonomy places the organism in Eukaryota, Metazoa, Rotifera, Eurotatoria, Philodinida, Philodinidae. The record is from the annotation of a GenBank genome assembly.